UUUUGAUUUUUAAACUUGUGUGAAAUGAUGAACUUUUGAUCAGGCAUUCUAGACGGACACCUGUAAAUGUUGUUAUGGUCCUACCGGAAGCGGUUUGAAGAGGCUGCUGGUGGAUGUGUGGAGACAAAUCGGACCCAUGACGGUGGUGAUCGGUUUUGAGGGCAGUGCCAAUAAGAUCGGCAUUGGCAUUGUAAGGGAUGGCGAAGUGUUGUCAAACCCUCGGCGUACCUACAUCACUCCUCCUGGCCAAGGUUUCCUCCCGAGAGAAACAGCCAAACACCAUCGUGGUGUUAUUCUAACCGUCCUCCGAGAAGCACUAGAUGAAGCUGGGUUGAAACCUGCAGAUAUUGACUGUGUAGCUUACACUAAAGGGCCGGGGAUGGGGGCUCCUCUGCUCACCGUGGCGCUCGUGGCCAGGACAGUGGCUCAGCUUUGGGGAAAACCGUUAGUGGGAGUGAAUCACUGCAUCGGGCACAUCGAAAUGGGACGACUGAUCACGGGCGCUAACAACCCCACCGUCCUGUACGUCAGCGGGGGUAACACUCAGGUGAUCGCUUACUCUGAAAGACGAUACAGAAUUUUUGGGGAAACAAUAGACAUCGCUGUGGGGAACUGCUUGGAUCGCUUUGCUCGAGUCAUCAAGAUAUCAAAUGACCCUAGUCCUGGUUAUAACAUCGAACAGAUGGCAAAGAAGGGAAAGCAGUAUAUAGAGCUUCCCUACACGGUGAAGGGGAUGGACGUGUCUUUCUCUGGGAUAUUAUCCUACAUUGAGGAUAUGGCCCACAAGAUGCUGAACUCUGGCCAGUGUACAGCAGAAGACCUGUGCUUUUCCCUUCAGGAGACGCUCUUCUCGAUGCUGGUGGAGAUCACGGAACGCGCCAUGGCUCACUGUGAAUCUCAGGAGGUCCUAAUCGUGGGAGGAGUCGGCUGUAACCUGCGUCUGCAGGAGAUGAUGGGCGUCAUGUGUGAGGAGAGAGGAGCUCGUCUCUUCGCCACAGACGAGAGGUUCUGCAUCGAUAACGGAGCGAUGAUCGCACAAGCAGGCUGGGAGAUGUUCCGCGUGGGCCAGGUGACGCAGCUGUCUGACUCCUGGAUCACACAAAGGUACAGGACAGAUGAAGUAGAAGUCACUUGGAGAGACUGAACCAUAAAUCUAUUUAGAAUUUUUUUUUUAAAGGUCAAAAAUAAAGAUUAUUAAUGAUAUCUGAA
This is a messenger RNA of Silurus meridionalis, 1209 nucleotides long. Its product is annotated as O-sialoglycoprotein endopeptidase. NCBI's taxonomy places the organism in Eukaryota, Metazoa, Chordata, Actinopteri, Siluriformes, Siluridae. Gene Ontology annotation, cellular component: cytoplasm; EKC/KEOPS complex. The transcript has 12 exons. The record is from RefSeq and is a predicted model, not a curated record. Gene Ontology annotation, biological process: tRNA threonylcarbamoyladenosine modification. The coding region runs from base 137 to 1144 and encodes 335 amino acids.